Molecule: messenger RNA, 399 nt
Organism: Protopolystoma xenopodis
Lineage: Eukaryota; Metazoa; Platyhelminthes; Monogenea; Polystomatidea; Polystomatidae
Source: the annotation of a GenBank genome assembly
AUGAAUUUUCUAUACUUUAUCCGGCCAAGUGUCCCUAUCACUCGUCCAAAUCUCGUAAAACAGUCCAACAGCCAGCAAAAGUUGCAAACACGAAUUUCUACAUUACCGAAGCAUCAUAAUUCGUCAAAUUUACCUCAGAACUCUGAUAGCAGCAGCCUUAGUCUCUCUCGUGACAAAAUCUCCUGGCUUGAGGGCCUUGCCGGUGUCUCGCAAACUUCACUUUCAACCCGCACAAUUAGUAAGCAUCUCUAUCCGGAAGCGAUGACUUCACUUAGGCCUUCUACUGGUGUUGCUAGUGAAGGCGAAAUUGAGAAGGAGGACGGUGAGGAGUGGCAGUCAGAGCUAGGAGAACUGAAGGAAAAAGAAGGUAAUAUCAAGUCGUUCGCCAUUAUAUUUUAA